This is a messenger RNA of Piliocolobus tephrosceles (Ugandan red Colobus), 1611 nucleotides long. RefSeq names its product interleukin 1 receptor associated kinase 1 (gene IRAK1). The record is from RefSeq and is a predicted model, not a curated record. Gene Ontology annotation, biological process: protein phosphorylation; signal transduction. Gene Ontology annotation, molecular function: protein kinase activity; ATP binding; protein binding. The transcript is spliced from 12 exons. The coding region runs from base 175 to 1611 and encodes 478 amino acids. Lineage: Eukaryota; Metazoa; Chordata; Mammalia; Primates; Cercopithecidae.
GGCGCGCAAGAUGGCGGCGAGCCCGGGCACCGCCCCUUCCGCCCCGCCGGGCGUCGCACGAGGCCGGCUCGAAGGGGAAGUGAGUCAGUGUCCGCGGACCCGGCCGGCCCAGGCCCGUGCCCGCCGCGGCCCUGAGAGGCCCCGACAGGCCCCGGCCCGGCGGCGGCGGCGGCCAUGGCCGGGGGGCCGGGCCCGGGGGAGCCCGCAGCCCCCGGCGCCCAGCACUUCUUGUACGAGGUGCCGCCCUGGGUCAUGUGCCGUUUCUACAAAGUGAUGGACGCCCUGGAGCCCGCCGACUGGUGCCAGUUCGCCGCCCUGAUCGUGCGCGACCAGACUGAGCUGCGGCUGUGCGAGCGCUCCGGGCAGCGCACGGCCAGCGUCCUGUGGCCCUGGAUCAACCGCAACGCCCGUGUGGCCGACCUGGUGCACAUCCUCACGCACCUGCAGCUGCUCCGCGCGCGGGACAUCAUCACAGCCUGGCACCCUCCCGCCCCGCUUCCGUCCCCAAGCACCACUGCCCCGAGGCCCAGCAGCAUCCCUGCACCCGCCGAGGCCGAGGCCUGGAGCCCCCGGAAGUUGCCAUCCUCAGCCUCCACCCUCCUCUCCCCAGCUUUUCCAGGCUCCCAGACCCAUUCAGGGCCUGAGCUCGGCCUGGUCCCAAGCCCUGCUUCCCUGCGGCCUCCACCGCCAUCUCCAGCCCCUUCCUCUACCAAGCUAGGCCCAGAGAGCUCAGUGUCCCUCCUGCAGGGAGCCCACCCCUCUCCAUUUUGCUGGCCCCUCUGUGAGAUUUCCCAGGGCACCCACAACUUCUCAGAGGAGCUCAAGAUCGGGGAGGGUGGCUUUGGGUGCGUGUACCGGGCAGUGAUGAGGAACACGGUGUAUGCUGUGAAGAGGCUGAAGGAGGACGCUGACCUGGAGUGGACUGCGGUCAAGCAGAGCUUCCUGACCGAGGUGGAGCAGCUGUCCAGGUUUCGUCACCCAAACAUUGUGGACUUUGCUGGCUACUGUGCUCAGAACGGCUUCUACUGCCUCGUGUACGGCUUUCUGCCCAACGGCUCCCUGGAGGACCGUCUCCACUCUCAGACCCAGGCCUGCCCACCUCUCUCCUGGCCUCAGCGACUGGACAUCCUUCUGGGUACAGCCCGGGCAAUUCAGUUUCUACAUCAGGACAGCCCCAGCCUCAUCCAUGGAGACAUCAAGAGUUCCAACGUCCUUCUGGAUGAGAGGCUGACACCCAAGCUGGGAGACUUUGGCCUGGCCCGGUUCAGCCGCUUUGCCGGGUCCAGCCCCAGCCAGAGCAGCACGGUGGCCCGGACGCGGACGGUGCGGGGCACCCUGGCCUACCUGCCCGAGGAGUACAUCAAGACGGGAAGGCUGGCUGUGGACACGGACACCUUCAGCUUUGGGGUGGUGGUGCUCGAGACCCUGGCUGCUCAGAGGGCUGUGAAGACGCACGGUGCCAGGAUCAAGUAUCUGAAAGACCUGGUGGAAGAGGAGGCUGAGGAGGCUGGAGUGGCUUUGAGAAGCACCCAGAGCACACUGCAAGCAGGUCUGGCUGGCCCAUGGGUCACUGUGAAGACUGGACCCUGCCACUUGAUGGAACCCCUGUGA